Rhodamnia argentea is the source of this 1283-nucleotide messenger RNA. Its product is annotated as suppressor protein SRP40-like. The record is from RefSeq and is a predicted model, not a curated record. Gene Ontology annotation, biological process: regulation of transcription elongation by RNA polymerase II; positive regulation of DNA-templated transcription. Gene Ontology annotation, cellular component: super elongation complex. Bases 164 to 1132 code for a protein of 322 amino acids. Lineage: Eukaryota; Viridiplantae; Streptophyta; Magnoliopsida; Myrtales; Myrtaceae. Gene Ontology annotation, molecular function: transcription elongation factor activity. The transcript is spliced from 4 exons.
CGUCAAGUGAGUGGCGACCGGAAGGACGACAAUGCCCCUGCGACCCUUUCCUCCGAAAAUUCAAUUCAAUGUUGCUUUGACCUAACUUCCAGCGCCCAACAAGAACCCUAGAAUUUGGGGCUUUCGAUUCCGUGAUGCGAAGGUGGCGAAGAACAUCGCCAGCAUGAGCAAAGAGGACGAGCCGAGCAUCGCUCCCGUGCCGGAUAGAUGGUACAACAUCAGCCUUGGUCCGUCCUUCGGACACCACCAUCCCUCUUCCAAGUUCUGCACUUUACGAUAUGAAUUUAAGCCGGCUUCUGUUGAUAAGAACCAACCUGGAUUGCUUCGCAAGAAGAAGGACAACCGGGUCUCUGUGGAGUUUCAGAACAACCAACACGGAAAGCCUAAGGUGGUCUUCGAUGGAGUUGGCGAGGAUUACAAGGAUAACGAUGCGGUUCUGUUUUUUGAUGGUGAGACCUUCCGUCUGGAGCGGUUGCAUCGGGCAGUGAAGCGGUUGAGGCACAUGCGGGUGCCCGGUGAGUCUGCAGCUGCAGUAGCAGUUGGUCCAGCUGUUGAAUCUAGUUCUCCGCCAGAUGGUAAUGCAGCAAACCUUCAGAAUUUCAACAAGGAUGAGGCUCAACACAUGCCGGUUGAAGUGGAGAGGAUUGACAUGGACAAUUCGGAGGCAGUAGAUUUGAAACCUGAAGAUGAAAAUACUGCUGAUACGCUACCUCCAAGUUCUAGCGCCCCAAAGGGAUCGACUGACCUGACUAAUCAUGAACUAGAGGCACAUCUUGACAUUAUCGACAGUGGAGAUGGCCAUGAAGCAACAAAGGAUGAAAAUCUUUCCAGAAGAGAAAUUCACAGCAGCAUCGACAUCAAUGUACCCCAUCAGGAUGAAGAUGAUGAUGAGAUUGCCAAUGUAGAUGUUAGCGAUGACGAAGGCAAUCUGGGUUGUGAUGCGGCUGAAGCUCUCGGAGCCCAGGUUGCGGGCGAACGACGGGAGCAAUCUUCGACUUCAAGCAGUAGCAGUGAGAGUGAGGGCAGUGACAGCAGUAGCGUCAGUAGCAGUGACAGUGGGAGUAGGAGCGGAAGUGGCAGUAGUGGCAGUGACAGUGAAAGUAGUGAUGGUGACUCAGUGACCUCAAUUUAGUUCACUAGGAACUGCAGCUCGCCUGUUGCACUUGUUGAUAUUCUAGUGGUUAUGUCAAGUUGAGCGUGGUAAAUUCUAUGAAUUAACUAGUUAGUGUGUUGUGCAUAAUUGUAGGAUUAUCAUUGAUGUGUAAAUUAUGCAGAUUCUGUUA